Lagopus muta (rock ptarmigan) is the source of this 9985-nucleotide messenger RNA. It is a transcript of the gene RBM12, whose product is annotated as RNA binding motif protein 12. Gene Ontology annotation, molecular function: RNA binding. Gene Ontology annotation, cellular component: ribonucleoprotein complex; nucleoplasm. Lineage: Eukaryota; Metazoa; Chordata; Aves; Galliformes; Phasianidae. The transcript is spliced from 3 exons. The coding region runs from base 135 to 2777 and encodes 880 amino acids. The record is from RefSeq and is a predicted model, not a curated record. Gene Ontology annotation, biological process: regulation of RNA splicing.
AGCGGGGCCCGGGGGCGGUGUUGGCGCCGUUCUUAACCCUUUUUCCCGUACAGAUCCCUCGGAUUGGCUUGGCUUCUGCUACUUGUUAAGAAAAAAACAUCUGUCUUUGCAGGUGUGUGUUGUUUCAGCGCAGCAUGGCUGUGGUCAUCCGCUUGCAAGGUCUCCCGAUUGUGGCGGGGACCAUGGACAUCCGCCACUUCUUCUCUGGAUUGACCAUUCCCGAUGGGGGCGUGCAUAUUGUAGGGGGUGAACUGGGUGAGGCUUUCAUCGUUUUUGCCACUGAUGAAGAUGCAAGGCUUGGUAUGAUGCGCACAGGUGGUACAAUUAAAGGGUCAAAAGUAACACUGUUACUGAGCAGUAAAACUGAAAUGCAGAACAUGAUAGAGCUCAGCCGUAGGCGUUUUGAAACUGCUAAUCUAGAUAUGCCGCCAGCAAACGCUAGCAGGUCGGGACCACCUCCUAGUUCGGGGAUGAGUGGAAGGGUUAACUUGCCUACUACUGUACCUAACUUUAAUAAUCCUUCUCCUAGCGUAGUAACAGCUUCCACGACUGUGCAUGAGAGCAAUAAAAACAUAUCCACAUUUUCUACUGCCAGUAUGGGGACUGCACCUCCAAAUCUUGGAAAUACUUUUGGUAGCCCCACGUUUAGCUCAACUAUACCCAGUACAGCAUCCCCGAUGAACACAGUACCUCCUCCACCGAUCCCUCCUAUUCCAGCUAUGCCGUCUUUGCCACCGAUGCCUUCCAUUCCUCCAAUUCCUGUUCCUCCUCCCGUACCCACACUGCCUCCUGUUCCUCCGGUCCCACCGAUACCCCCUGUGCCCCCAGUGCCCCCAAUGACACCUAUACCUCCCAUAUCAGGAAUGCCUCCUCUGAAUCCUCCGCCUGUAGCACCUUUACCCACUGGAAUGAAUGGGUCUGGAGCAGCAGUGAAUAUGAACAGCGGCUUGAAUCCAUUGUUUAUUGGUCCCAUGAAUCCUGUAAAUCCUAUCCAGAUGAAUUCUCAGAGUAGCGUCAAACCAAUUCCAAUCAAUCCGGAUGAUUUGUAUGUCAGCGUUCACGGAAUGCCCUUUUCUGCGACAGAAUCUGACGUGAAAGAAUUUUUCCUUGGGCUGCGUGUGGAUGCGAUCCACAUGCUGAAGGAUCACGUGGGUCGAAAUAAUGGAAAUGGACUAGUGAAAUUUUUUUCUCCUCAAGAUACAUUUGAAGCACUGAAACGAAACAGAAUGCUGAUGAUUCAGCGGUAUGUUGAAGUUAGUCCUGCAACAGAGAGACAGUGGGUGGCUGCCGGAGGCCACAUAACGUUCAAGCAAACCAUGGGCCCCUCUGGGCAGCCGCACCCUCCUCCUCCACAGCCUCAUUCUAGGUCCAAAUCUCCCAGUGGACAGAAGAGAUCCCGGUCGCGAUCUCCCCACGAGCAGGGUUUCUGUGUCUAUUUGAAAGGUCUUCCCUUUGAAUCGGAGAACAAGCAUGUGAUCGACUUUUUUAAAAAGCUGGAUAUAGUUGAAGACAGCAUCUAUAUAGCUUAUGGACCUAAUGGGAAGGCAAUUGGGGAGGGUUUCGUGGAGUUCAGGAAUGAAGCUGAUUACAAAGCAGCUUUGUGUCAUCAUAAGCAGUACAUAGGGAAUCGUUUUAUUCAAGUUCAUCCAAUUACUAAAAAGGCAAUGUUAGAAAAGAUAGAUCUGAUUCGUAAAAGGUUGCAGAAUUUCAACUAUGACCAGAGAGAAAUCAUCAUGAAUGCUGAGGCAGAGUCAGGCUCGCCAAAGCUGUGUGCGCAUAUUUCUAAUAUUCCAUACAAUAUAACAAAAAUGGAAAUUCUUCAGUUUCUAGAGGGACUGGCAGUAGAAGAAAGCUCUGUGCAAAUUCUUGUUGAUAAUAAUGGGCAAGGUUUAGGACAAGCACUGGUUCAGUUCAAAGCUGAAGAUGAUGCUCGUAAAGCAGAGCGUUUGCACCGUAAAAAGCUGAAUGGAAGAGAUGUUGUUUUACGUUUGAUUACUGUAGAAGAAAUGAGAGAUAUCGAGAGAAACCCUCCGUCUCAAGGGAAAAAAAUCCUGAAAAUACCGAUACAAGGAAACGUAGCUGUGCCGGGAGCGCAGCCCCCUGCUGGAGAUGAGCAUGCCUUCUUGGGAGGAAAUCCUAAGGAUGCAAACAACGGUCCUCCGUUCAACUUCCCCGGUAACUUUAGUGGGUCUGGCACGUUCGGUCCGCCUCUGCCACCACCUGGAAUAGGGGGCUUUGCUGAUGCUAGACCUGGAAUACCUGCGGUUGCAAGCGCUGGUUUGCCCGGUGCGGGUAUUGAGGUCCCAGGUUUUGCAGGCGGUCCUGCUAAUUUGAGUGGACCAUCGGGUUUUGGAGGGGGCCCUCAGAGUUUUGGUAACGGUCCUGGCAAUCUGAGUGGACCCCCUGGCUUUGCUGGUGGGCCUCCAGGAAUUGCCGGCGGUCUUGGGCAUUUAGGUGGGCCUCCCGCGUUCGGACCCGGACCAGGAAACAUACACAUUAGUGGGCCGCCGGGUUUUGGAACGGGGUCUGGGAAGCCAGGACCAACCGUCAUUAAAGUGCAAAAUAUGCCCUUCACUGUUUCUGUGGAUGAGAUUUUGGAUUUCUUUUAUGGUUACCAAGUGAUCCCUGGUUCAGUGUGCUUAAAAUACAAUGAGAAAGGCAUGCCCACGGGAGAAGCGAUGGUUGCAUUUGAGUCUCGUGAUGAAGCGAUGGCAGCAGUCGUUGAUUUAAAUGACAGGCCUAUAGGCUCAAGGAAAGUAAAGCUUGUUUUAGGGUAGCUGUUAAUAUGGAGUAGUUGUAGAAUAGGUAUUCAUAGUGCUGUGAUAAAUGCAUCCGGAUUGGUUUUUAUAGUAUUUCCAGGAUAGAACCUGUGGAUUGUUCCAAUUGUAAACCAGACUUGUUUUGAUAAGGCAGAGCACUGCGUUAGCCGUGGCAGAAGAAGCACUGCAAGGAUCCGUGCGCAGUGGAUUUCCCCGUGCAAACGUGUGGAGAAGGUAGGCAGGUUGUUUUUCAUCAUAGACGUUCGGUGAGCUGGACGCAGUGCUUAACAAGGAACCUUGGCUGGUGUUUCGUAGUUUCGGAUAAGGGAAAUAGAUGAAGUCAGUGAAGCUCUUCAGUGAGUGCUCUUGCAAGCCAUUGUAAAAUAGAUAGCUAUUUCUAGAUUUGGUUAAAAGCUGGCUGAAUUUGCUUUGUUUACAGGUCAAAGCUUUGUUUAAAGUCCUGAUUUUACUCUGCAACUGAACGAAUUCUGAGUGUACACAGAUUAAUUGUUUUGUGUAUGUAUUUUUAUUUUUUUUCCAAGAUUCUGACUGUAUGAACAGUUGAAUUAUGCCCAUUGCUGAUGUGUCUACCAAACUAAUUCCUAUGAGUAUGAGCAGAAUCGUUCUGUAAAAUUCAAGCUGUUCUUUGUGGAAUAACCUUUAGUUAUUUAUAUAUUGCAAUUAUAACUGUGCAGAAUAAGACUUUUGCCACGAGUAUAGCUAACCUCAAACAUUAUAUGAGUUUUAUAGUACGUUUAAAACAUUUGCAGUAGAAGUAACAACUCGAAAAUGCUCAUUAUUGUUUAAGUAGCUUGAUUUGUUAGGAUCACAUGAAUCGCUUGGGAUAGGAUCUUUGACACUAGUUGGGUAUGUUGUAUUUCUCAUGUGUCUCUUGACCUCCUUACGUAGAGUCUCUGCUAAGAGAACCAAAGCGGUGAUUAUUAGUUGAAGAUUGGAGUCCAGCUAAAGUUUUAAAUUAGUUUAUAUGUGAAAGAAGCUUUUAUCUUCAGCAACUCUGUCAUGAAUUACUGCUGUGGGUGAACUGAGAGAUAAAAAUUUAUUUUUCUCCAAAACUUGAAAAUACUGAGUUUACUAUAUAUUUUUGCAAUAAACUUGUGCUGUUGUUGUAUCCCGAGUCUGUAAAGAGUUGCCAUUUUCUUUGCUGUACAGUAAAAGCCUUUCAUGGAAAAUUGGAAAGGAAGUAAUGACACGAGUGACAAGUAUAGAAAUUUUUGGUUCAUCCUUGCUUGGCUGAUGAUAAAUUUUUCCAAAUUGGGGCAUUGCCUGAAAAAUCCCACUAUUCCCUGCAAAUCAUUGUACUUAAACAUAGCAACCUUUGAACUGUUUUUUGCUUUGUUUUUAUUUUAUUUUAUUUGUCGGAUAAGGAAAAACAGUGCCUUUUGGUGUUGCCUAUCACGGAACACUGAAGUGUAUGGUCAGGCAAAAUUGCGAGGUGCAAGUGGCAACAGUUUUAUUCCCGUGGUGUGUAGGAGAGCUUUGGAAACCUGUGCGGCGCUGCAUCCUGAGAGGAUUCCCAGUACAGGAAUGUGUGGAAGGAUUGUACAAAGGUGUACUUCAAUAAAGAGGCGGUUGCAUUACACAGAUGCUUCUGUAAUUCAUUAGCAUAACUUUGUUUUGACAGGUUACUAGGUGGUCCCAACUUUGGAAAAGUCAUGUGAUUUGUAUAUACUGUUUAAAAUUAAGCCUCCUGUUAAUAAAGCUGUCUGUCUCUGAAGCUUCAUAUUAUGCGUUUCAACAGUCUUUGGGAGUAAUGUUUCAACAGCAGAUCUUUGUUUUUUCUUGCUGAAAGUCUAAAGUACUCUUGCUGAUGUCAGAAAGAUGUGUGAUUAGGAGUCAAGCUUUUCAGUUUAUUUUUAAAAUUUUGCUCUUUGUUUUUUAAACAACUUUUAUUAAAGUUUCAUACUAUAUUGGAUUUAUUUGGGUGCUUGUUUCUUCAUGUUUCACAUUAGAAUAAAAUGACCUAAAAGGAAAACCUGGCUUAAUUGUUCACAGAACCGCUUUCAGAUGUUUUAGUGUGUUGAUUUGCGGAAACUGGUGAUAACUGCUUUUCACGUUCAAAUGAAUCACAGCAAUGCUUGCCUUGUUGUGAAAUGUAAUUAAACUACAGGUGUCUGGAAUUAGAUGCACGGUUUUGUGUUACUUUCUUUUGCUUUCAUGUCCCUUGAUCCUCUCGGUAAUGGAUACAGGGUUAUUGGUGUUGGCGUUGGACAUGGCAUGUUCUGUGACACAUGCUUGUUGUGUGCCUCUUCUUUUGGGCUUUCUAAAAGAGCAGGUUUAUUUUGGAAAUCAUCUUCCGAUUCUUGAUUUUCUCUAUGGUCUGAAAAUGUUUAAAUGCUUGUCUUAAACAAACCACAAAGUAAGUGAGUACGAAAAUCCAUUGGUGUUGGGAACACGGGCCCGAUGGAAUGCUGAAAUGAAGGAGUUGGGGCGAGGAGCAGGCUCUUCCUUUCCCAAGUAGCUGGUGCUUUUUUGUUUUGUUUUGUUUUUUAGUGUAAAUUAGGAAUUAUGUAGGCUCUUGGGGAGAAUAGGAUGUCCUAGCAUGCAUAUGAUUUCAGUAUGCAGUAUGAACAAUAUAGCUGUUGCCCAAACAGUUACAAUUGGUCUUUUAAAACAUGUACAGAAAAAUCUGGCUAUUGAGUGUCACAUUCAAAUAUCAGAAGUUUGCUGUAACAGCUUACUUUCAUGGUAGAAGCAGCCUUAAAAGGAACACGGUGUUAAACUGUGGAGGAUACUCUGCUUUUAACAGAUCAUGGAACCCGAUGUGACGAAAUUUUUCAUAUGUGUAAACAUCUGCAAAAGAAACAGCCUUAAAUAGAGGGUUGGACCUCUGAGGUCCUGUCUCCACUGUGCAAGGUAUGUAACUGCACUCUCGUACACUUCCAGGCUGUUUGCUAGUGGGGAUAGCAGUAGAGAGGAUCAGCUGGUGGGCGCUACGUAAAUCCACAGCUGAUGUGACUUCGAUGCCUGGAGCGCCAGGAGCUGACGGCCUCAGCCUGGUUGGAACGUGCAGUCACUGAAACUGCUGCUGCACCUUCAUGUUAAGAAAAGAGGUACUUAACCUGUGUUACCUCAGGGGCUACGCUGGCAUUCUCAGCAGUUCCUUUAAGUGCUGGUAUCUAAGCACUGCUUGUAAAUGCUAUAGUGUCACAUACAUACCAUGUCAGAAACUAUGGUCGUUUAACAGAGAUCAUCUCUUUCAUGAGAAAAAUUAUUCAGCAAUUAACUUGUGACCCACAUGUAUGAAUUCUGACAGCCAGAUGACAGUGUAACAUUGAGGUUACCAACUUUUCCAGCAGUUACACAGAUGUUACGAUCGUAUUUUUUAAACAAAGCUGAACUCUGCAAUACCACUGCCAAAGAUUUGUCAACAAAGAAGUGGUCUUAAUGUUAUUGCCACAUUUUCAAUGUGGACUUAGAAACUUGAGGCUUUGUAGGUUGUAAGAAAAGGGGAAGGUACUUUUAGCAAUAAAUGUUCAUUUCAUAGUGUUUAAUAUUCUACUGGAAUGUCUGCUCUGAAUUUGUUGUGAGUGGAAAGAAAGAUUGAUGCAAAAACAAAGGCUUGGUUUGCUUCAGUUGGUGCUGAGGGUCUGCUUUGGAAAGGAUGUCCCUGCUGCGCAGUUCUGCUAAGCUGGUCAGGCUGUCCUUAACAAAAUUGUUGCCUGCGUGAAAGUGUUUCUCUCUGAGGCGUGUUGGUGCCAUGAAGACUGCAGAGCCUAGAGAAUGUAAUUAUGUAUUUCUUCCCGUUUACGCAGACACGCGUGCUGUGCUAACUGUAAAUCACAACAUCAGUGAUCAUCAGUCUGUUCAUGUGGUGGUUCCAAAGCCAAGAGCAGCAGAGUGCUGCUGGGCCUCACUUCUUGUUGAGAUCUAUGCGCUUCUGAACUGUGUUGGCCUUCCAGUUACAAAAAGGGAACGGCUUGAUGUUCUGAACCUCUUAAAGCCACUGUUUGGACUGCAGACCACUCAUUGAGAGCAGAUAUUUCUGGAGGAUUAUUCAGAUAUACGGGUUAAACCCUUAACCAGAGGAUUGCAUACAAAGACCAGUGUGCACAAGAGGUCAACUUCUAACUUUGGUAAGAUAAUUGUUGGGAGGAAGCAGUUCUGAAACUGGAUUGGUAUAAUAGGAAAUAGUUAACUUAAAUUCUGUUUUUGUGAGAGGUUUUUGAGAAACUGUGCCUCGGGCCUGGAAGCAGCAUUGCUGGAAAAAUGCUUGUCUUUGCUCCAUUGCAGGUUUGCUGAUGCUGCCAGCUGUUCUGUGGGUGUAUGGCUUGCAUGGCUUUGGGAAAACCACAGUAGUUGUGUAUAGUUAAAUGGCUCUUCCUCCCCGGGGAAGAGGAAGUGAAACUGAUAAAUGCUUCUGAAGGAACAGUAACCUCAGGGGAGCUUUUCAUAUUGGUUUUCAGCGGUGAGAACGUGAUUGUUGGUGAAAGAUUUGGCUUUCCCACAGAAAGAGAAUCAAUUGGUGGUAUGUAUUUGACUAAGGCUUGUGGCGGCGUACUGAGCUCCCUGCUCUUUAACUUUUAUGAUCAGGUAGGUACGUUCCAGCUUGUUUUCUGUAUAGAUGAAUGUAAUUUUCUCAGAGUUUUGUUCCUACGUGGAAUGUGUUUGGGUGUUGUUUGUGCUUGAAGCACUUGCCACUGUCCUGACUUGGAAGCUUCUCGCUUGCGGGUAUAAAUAUCAAAUGGAAAAAAUGAGUAGCCUGGAUGUGCUUCUUUUCCAUAGCUCCAGCCCAAACACCGGUGGCGGUUCGCAGGUGAUGGAUGGUUUAGAUGGGACUCUUCACCCACGGACACUCGCUUCUGUUAAGCUUCCUUUGUUGUCAUUCUGUUUUCAUGUGUGUGUACAUAGUGUGGCAGCUUAGGGCAGAAGCAAGCAGACAAAUUCUGACCUAAGUUUUGUUACUGCUUUAUUAGAGUCUAAGGUGCAUUUCCCUUACCUUUCCCAUACGUGACUGGGGAGUACAGCUUCCCUGUGAAUUUCAAGAUGGGAAAUUAGGACUUGGCAGGUUUGCACAGGAGAACAGGGUCUGAUCCUGCCUGAAACUCCCUUGGUUGGCUUAGUUUGACUUUUUGGACAUGUUGCUGCUUUUUGAGGGCUGGUGACCUUUUGAAAUGUUCCUACUGUAGUUACAGUAUCGUAAAGAAUCCAUAGAAUGAUACCACUCUUACUUCUGACCAUCUGAAACGAGGCAGAGCUUCCAGCUGGCUGUUUUGUAGGUCCAAACAAUGAAUAUCAUUUCAUCAUCUCUCACUGUAUGCAGUUAUGUGGAUAUAGCAUUGCCCAGUGUGAUAACAUAAAACUUAGAAAUGCUUUCUAGUUGCUUGGGAAUCAGGGUGGACUUAGGGAAAAUGGCAGUAUAGACAGAACCUAACAUACUUGAGAAAUUUCUUGUACUUGAUUUUGCAUGUUGUUUUCUAAUAAAACUCACAGAGCUGCUAUUACUGUGAUUUCAAGCUGCUGUGGUGACAUCUGCCAGAACGUGCUCCAUGAAGUCAGCUUUUUCAAAGCUGUUGUUUUCAGCAGGAUAACCAAAGUGAGGCUGCUUGUUUUGACAGGACAACGGAUGUGGAAUGUGAAAAUUCCUUACUUGUUUGAACAGGAAGCUCAACUCAAAAUUAAAUGCUGGUUUCUUAUGCUGUUUCGUUGUUAGCCAAAUGUCUCUAAUAGGAGAACAAUACGUAUAAACCCUGUGCUCUUGAGGAAAGCUAAAUGCAACCAGCUGCAAAAGCAAAGAGCUGAUGGAAGUAAAAUCAGGCACUAGCAGUUCCUUGACUGAAGGCAGGGAAGCCCCUGCUCUACAGGGUGGAGGGGAGGUGGAAUUCAGUAUUACUAAUUGACCUGUCCUGGAUUCCCCUGCUGUUACAGCAUUGCUGCAGAGACUUGUGUCUAUGGGUCUAGUCCUGUGUGAAUACAGGUGUCACAGCACAUAGUUAUUUAUCUAUGGACCUCAGUGCUUUUGAGAGGCCAGGUAAGUGCGUGCAGGGUGGUGAUGUGUCAGCGUUUCAGGUUAAUGAAGUGUUAGCUUUCACAUUAGCAAAAUGUUAUUAGGGUUAAAGUUGUGGCAAAAUUUUCACCUUGGCUUUAGCAAAAACACCAAGUGAUGUCUUAAAGUCUAAUGAAAAUUAUUUGUGCUUCAGAAACUUCGGUACUGAGCUGAACAGUGAGCAGCUGGUUAAACUGCUAAGCAAACCUGAGACUUAAGGUUUUAAUGGUAGAAUGUGAAGUAUGUAAUCUAAAUGGUUUGCUGUUGAUUAACAGGGACAGUCAAACUUGAGUGCUUCACAAACUCUUGCAUUUUCUUAGGUUUUCAAUCAGAAUUAUUUCUGGUGGUCAGUUCUGCUCAAAGAUACUCAGAGACAAGUGUAUGUGUUCUUCACUUCUGAGUGCUGCCUGUGUGAACAUAAGAGAAUUCUGGGCACACUGUAUGCUUCUGUGGCACCUUAAAGAGGAGAUAAGCAUAUCUGAGAAAGCACAUCCCAUCGUAACGAUGUUCUGCAGAGGAUGAUUUUCAUCCAGACUCUAAUCCAGACUUCUGGGUAACUGACACCAUAUUUUUGUUUAGCUGCUAAUCCAAAUAGCAUUUCUUCCUUGCAGUGCAAGGAAAUAUCAUGCUGCUGCUUUGAAUAAGUUAGUAUUUAGCUACUCUUAAUUAUCCUGGCAGCAGGAAGAAGGAUGCGACAAGUUUUUGAUGUGCUCAACAGCUUGUGCUUUAGCAUUAAGCUUCUUGUAUUAAAAUUUGUCGUUUUUUAUGCAUUAAAAAAAAGCAAAUUUAAGGCAGCAAUGAGUAAGUUUCCCGAUACCAAAAGUAGUUUAAUUUUUGUGUUUUUUUUUUUUUUUUUUUUAAACAAUCAUGUAAUAAAAAUCCUAGUAGUAGUCCUCACAUAAUGCAUCUCUGUGACAUACAAGGUGGCUUUGUGCAGCAGCCUGGCUGAAUGUGACCAUCGUGUCAUAUAGCUGUUACUGCACACUGGAAGGUGAGAGUGAUACCCGUAACCAAGUUCUGCACAUCCCACGGUGAGGUGGUAGAAGUGUGUAACAUUCCGUUCUCCCUUGUUUAGUCUUGAAAGGGUGGAAGAAUUGUUGUUUGGAAUGGUUUUAAAGAGCAGCGCACAGUCCAGGGUCACUGCAUGUAAAAAAAAAAAGAAAACAUGCAGGUUUAUCACUUUGUGAUCCUUCUUCAAAUCCUUCUGUUACUGCAUUAGGUA